Striga asiatica is the source of this 501-nucleotide messenger RNA. The record is from the annotation of a GenBank genome assembly. NCBI's taxonomy places the organism in Eukaryota, Viridiplantae, Streptophyta, Magnoliopsida, Lamiales, Orobanchaceae.
UCAAUACCUAUACCAAUUACCCUCACUAAACCCACUAACAUCCCCUCUAACAGGCACCCCAAGCCUGUCCAACCUCCCAGAUCCCGGAUAAGCCUUGCUCGUGAAAUCAGCUUGCAAACCAGAAGACACUCUAUGACCCGACCUCAAAUCACCAAACCCAUGAAUCGACCGUGCAGAAAGUGCUUUCGCCUGUGUCUUGCUUCUUGGGCCUUGGGCCCGAGGAUUGGGCUUCACAGGACGAAGUGCUCAGGGCUGACUGGUAACGGGCCGUGGAGUCCUUUGACAUGUAAGAGAGGGUUCGGUUUCUGGAGCUGUCGACUUCGAGAAUUUUGUCGAAUUUGUCAAUGUCUGUUUGGUGAUGUGAUUUUUCGCUCGUUCGGCUGUCCAAACGGGUGCUGCUGUUCGAAUUCGAGCUGUUUCUCUAGUUCUUGCUUCAUGGUUCUAGCACGUAUAACAGCACGUUCUGAUUUUUCGGGAGUUGGUGGCCCCUGGAAAAUGUAG